Stylophora pistillata is the source of this 1137-nucleotide messenger RNA. RefSeq lists its product as uncharacterized. The record is from RefSeq and is a predicted model, not a curated record. Lineage: Eukaryota; Metazoa; Cnidaria; Anthozoa; Scleractinia; Pocilloporidae.
UUUAAUACUACACACGACCUCAGCAUUACAAAGCCUGAACUGGUUCAACUUCUAGAAGUUGCAACUAUGAAUCAACUAUUCCAAUUUGAUGGCAAUCUUUACGAGCAGACCGACGGUGUGGCCAUGGGUUCUCCAUUGGGCCCACUUAUGGCAAACGCAUUUCUCUGUUCUAUCGAAGAGAAACUAGAUCAAGACAACAAGCUCCCUGAAUUUUACAGAAGGUACGUGGAUGACACGUUUGCUAUUGUCACAAGUGUACCAGCGGCAGAAGAUUUAUUAUCAACGCUAAAUAACUGCCAUCCGUCCAUACACUUCACCAUGGAGCUAGCAUCUGGAAACAAGUUACCUUUUGUCGGUAUGGAAGUGCUCAAGAAAGGCUGUAAACUAGAAACUAGUGUUUAUCGGAAACCAACAAACACAGGCCUAUUGCUUCAUCACCAGAGCCACGUCGAUAAAAGGUACAAGAAAUCACUACUUAAGACCAUGUUGAAUCGUGCAUUCCGCCUGUCGUCCACAUGGGAGUCCUUCAAAUCUGAAUGUGAUCAUCUAAAGAUGAUGUUUACAAACCUCAAGUAUCCCGACCACCUCAUCAAUUCCACCAUCUCUCACUUUGUCACCUCAGUUAGGUCGGAAAACCCUGGAGUGCAAGCUCAAUUAUCCAUCAACGAAAAUGCUGUUCACCGAGUGGUUUUGCCUUUUAAAGAUCAAAAGUCAGCUGACGCAGUGAAAAGGCAAUUAUCAGAUCUAAGCAACAAAAUCGAUCACACCCUUCAUCCCGUGUUCAAGAGUCGCAAAAUCUGUGAAGAUCUCAGAGUACGUGAGCCUAAACCUCCUAUAGUUAGCCAACAAUGCGUUGUAUAUAAUUAUAAAUGUGAUCUGUGUGAUGCAGAGUACGUCGGGUACACCAGCCGGCAUUUACAUCAACGUAUUAAUGAGCACCGUAAUUCGGCCAUCGGCAAACAUCUAAAGAACGACCACGGCCUACAAACCAUCGGCGACCUGACCAAGCAUUUCAACGUACUUAAAAAGUGCACCGGGAAACUGGACUGUUUAGUUCAUGAAAUGCUUUUCAUAAAGAAGAUGAAGCCCUCUUUGAACAAACAAUCGGAUUCCAUACGCGCGAAACUAUUUAUUUAA